UUACUUUAAUUCAUUAGCUAUGGAUUAUAGAAACCAGUCUAUUUGGCAAACUUGGACAAAAAUGGAAGGCUACUGUAUUUAUUUCAAUGCAGGAAAUAAUACAAAAAAAUAACUUACAAAAUUUUAAGAAAAUUGUAUUUUUGUUAGUUACAAGGCCCUGCACUGCCUUAAUUUAAGGACACUAGAUUAACCGAUGAGUAUUCAAUUCAACCAAUUCAUACCAGUUUUUCUGCUUGUAUGAGUGAAAAUUUAUCCAGACCAAGGUAUCAAAAUGGCCAAUAAAAAUCUUGGUGCUGAAGAACCUAAGACUUGGAUUGACAGGUUAGGCAUUCCCGUCCCAGAAGAUCUGCUGUCUGACUCAGAAUUGACUGAAGUUACAACACCUAAAACUGGUUUUCAGAGUCAACCUGCACUAACCAAUACUCAAAUGGAUAACAACAGCAGUGAAAGCAGCUUAAGUGACCAGGAGGCAGCUGAGUUACAGGAAUAUUUGAGGCAGUCCUCUCUUCAUGAAGACAAUUUGUCAGCUUCUGUCAAUGUGAUUGAUGCCAAUCCUGUUGGUGUGGCUGAAAGUGAAUCUUGGUCACGUCUGAAUGACUGGUCAAGAUGUAGCCCCACUAAAAGUGAUCAAAAUCUUGCUAUCCUUGAAAAUGAUGAUGAUGGCUGGGCAAUUGAAGAAGAGCAGGCAGAUUACAGUGAUGAAUACUUUGGACAGUCACCUCCAGUGCCCAGAACUGGCUUCCCUGUCAAACAUACUGCAGCUUCAAGGAACCGAAAAAAGUUUGACAAUUUACAAACAAGACGCUCAACAACAGCCCCUCUGAGGCCCCCCAGGAGAAAGAAAGAUGAGGUCCUUAAGUUCACCUCCCUGCCUCUCCAACCCAGCACCAGCAACACCCUGGCUACCGCUCAGCAGGUGCGCUCCACUCAGCAAAGGGAGCGCACCAGACACAGAGAGAAGGACCGUGGAGCCAAGUCAGCAGACCAGCAGCUCCAUGAAGCUCCUCUCUCCCCACCGUGUGAGCACCCUGCAUCGCCUCCCCCUCACUCCCCAGCAACAUCUUCAGGCGUGGUAUUGCGCUGUGAAAGCCUUCCACAGCUCAAGCGCCUUCCCAAGCAAACCGGCCAUCGAUGCCGCUAUUUGAGCGUAAGCAGUCGUCGCUUGAGUGAACCAGCGCCAUCAUGCGUGCCUCCUCCGUCGCCUCUGCUGCCGGUGCCGCCGUCGCCGACGCUAGAGUCGCCACCGCUGCCCCAGGACUGCAUGGCGCAGUACGCUCACGUCAGCUCAUUGCUACGUCGUACCAAUGCUGGUGGUCCUGAUGCUGCAGCCACGUCUCCUACAGGAGGAGGGAGGAAGUUCAGCCACGAGGAGAUGUUGUAUCAGCAAGAGGCCAGCGAGACGUUAUGGCUAGAACUGCAAGCCUGGCAUGCUCAGCUCGACUGCUACACAUACGACAACCUCCUCUUCGCCCAGAGAGAUAAGGUUAACACAAUAAUAGAUGCAGUCCUGAACUUCAGUAUCCCCGUCAAGUCAUACACCGACACCACGUGCCCCUCAAGCUGCCUGUCCAUCUGGUGCAGUUCCUGCCGUGACCACCAAGACAAAGCUCUCCGACAGGUGUCGAACCUCAUGAGUCAGAUCGAGCAAGUAGAGGCGCUGUUCCCCUCCACUGCUAAGAUAAUUAUUCUCUACCCUGCGUGGGGUGGGCCUGAGUUCACAACUCGAUGUCGUGCAUUAAGUUUAUGGUAUAACACGACCAUACAUUUGAGGCAGACCAUCGCACUUCUCGGAAACCGUCUGCAACAUAUUGCAAAAUCCGUUAUCCCGUGGCCUACGUUUCGUCCUGUAAGUGAAAUCCUUUCUUCGUCCAAUAGUACCACUCAGAGAACUUUCUCGAGUGAAGAUGAGAUCACAAAUCGCGAUACCACAAUGGAUAGCUCAUCGUUUGACCAAGACGGUCACAAGAAUGUGGUUACCUCUGUAUGCUCCCCCAUUAAACUGAUAAUUAACCAUGCUGACGACUCAGAAAUUUCCAACAAAAUUGCGGGUGAGAAGGCACAGAACGAAGUACGUUUCGCCGUGGAGGGAAGUACCAGUAGUGAUGAGGGCGAAGAAGACCCGGAUAUUAAGGAUGAUAAACGUGAUCGCUAUGCUGAUGCCGGACGAAGUGACAGCAACAGUAGCCUGCUGUCUGCUGAGGCUCCAGUUGACAGCGGAGGGCUCAAGAAAAGCUCAAGUACUCUUUUUCUGGCAUCCAACCCUUAUAGGAAAUACGUCGAGAAAUGCAUGCACAGCAAAGGUCUUCAUAAAACUUUUGAGAAAAUCGUGGAGGUGAUACGUGACGUGAUGGCGCGCACGGUCUGUCUUAUGGAGGAUGAACCUGAACACUUGCAUCCACUCCAUACUGAUCGUUUCUUGCUGGAGUACUGCGCUGAACUGCGACGAGUCAUGCAGUUCACAGAAGAUGUUCGGAGCUCUGUUGAUGUCGCUGAUGUGAACACGGUGCUGCCUCAGGAUGGGGUUGUACCCAUGGCGCCUCUCACCGCUGAAUUCGAGGCUCUUUCUACUGGCGAUCAUCGUGUCAAAGCUGCGGCAGAUGGAGAGAAUCAGAGAAGCAACGCUACGGGAAACCGUACUAGUGAGCGCGGUAACGACAGCCCAAAUGGUAGCACCUCCAAACCAAACGCUGCGAGAAGUUGUCCUCCUGACUGUGGUGCGCGGAAUUUCUUGACGUGUAGCUGGAGUGGGCGCAUGUGGCUGAUGGGGCUCCCUGGGGUUGCAAGCCUCUUCUGGUUCCUGUCUUCAGUUCCUGUGCUGCUCGUGUGCGAGUGUCUCAGACUUAGACUCAGUCAAAUGCCCAAGCAGCCUUCGCAGCUCAGCAUACGUCAGCUUGUGCGCGAGUGUCGUGAGGGCUUGAGACUUGCAGUGACUGUUCGGCGUCGCUUCCUGCGCUGGAGUGGAGCCAUGGCGCAGCAUCUGAGCUCUCUCAAAAGACGCCGUGUCUCGACAGCAAGUCAGUACCGCUCGUCGAGCAUCAGCACGGCUUCUACAGGUCGUGGUGCAGGUGAAGCGCAGCGCCGAGAAAGCGCUCCUACACCUGGAGGUCCUGGUUUUCCGCGUCACGUCAGUGGCAGCAGCUCUUCGCGACAUCUCGGUGUCCCUGAUGGCUCUGUCCUGACAUCGUUCUCCGCUCCCGCGUCUCCUAUGCGUUCAUCUGCACACGUGACCUUGUCACAUACGUCUGCACGCCCUAACCUCGUACAUGCUUAUCCUCAGGGUGGAUCCUCUGAUCAAUCAUCUCCACCAUCGAUACAGGCUCCCCCUCUUUUAUCGCCCCUUGCCCCCUUGGCUGCACAGGAAGCUUCUGGACAUAUUUUUUUAAGUGGCUAUCCUUCGACAGCCCAACAACUGGCCACCAGACGGCUUUCAGGUGAAGGUUAUGACAUUGAUCUCGGUCUUUGCUCCCAUGAACAUGAGCAGCAGUUGCAAGCCGGACAUGGCGACUUCGUAAAUAUCCCUCCUUCGACAACGUACUUGCAAGACUCGGUCUCUCCCACGGUUCCAGUGACGCGGCUUAACGAUGACCUCUCUUCUAAUUUCCUGGAUACUGAUACUAGGUUCACAAACUUGCACUCAGAUACUGUCAAGAAUGUGGAUCUCAAUUCUACUGACGAAGGGGUCGCCCUGACAUCUCCCGAGUCAAGUGAACGUUCAUCAUCGGCAGGUUACAGUACUGGUAGAGGCGGUGAAAAUGGAGGCCCUACGACCGCGGUGCAAACGCUGCAAGCUCUUCGCAAGGAACUCAGCCGGCGCCAGACGAACCUUUUGGAAGACCUUGACUUCAACAUAGAAACGCUCCUGAAGGUGUAUCUUGACUGGCUGGAUCUCUACAUCCCGGUCUCCGGUGGCAGCAACUUCUUGCUGAAUGCUUCCAGUGCCGAGGAUAACACGAGUGGUCUGCUGCAUGAGUGGCAGUUUGUGUGCAGCAUCUGCCCGCAGGUGUUGCACGCUUACACACUCGCCGCCACUCGCUUCUGUAAUCUGGCGGAGUUGCUGGUGAAGGAGGCCUGGGACAGCCUCAGCAGCGGCAUAGACGAGCUUGCAUUUGCAGCAUCAAUUAAAUUGCAUGGAAAUAUGUUGAAAAAUUUAUUGUUGAAUUGUCAAGUUUUCCAACCGAUCCUCUGUUCCAAUCAUUUUAAAUCAUCGGAACGGGGGCAAUUGAGUGGCGAUAUUUCGUCUGUGAUGAGUUCUCUAUCUUCCGCAACUACGCAAGAGUCUUUCCGUCCUAAUUGCAAACGGGAACUGUCGCGCAUUGAAAUCCGUCGCUUGCACUCGGUAGUGUCGGGGAGCCGACGUCGUAUGGGCCGCGCCCUCGCUCUGGCCCGCACCCUCAAGCAUCAGCUCGAGGUCGCUGUGCAGUACAAACGGCACUCGAGCGCCUCCCUUCAGCGCCUCCUGCAGGCACUGCGCUGCACGGGGCACGUCAGACUUGACCGCAUCGACCCAAGAUAUGCAGUCUUCGCGCCUGGUCAUCUGGCACAAGAUUUGGACUCCAUCAUGGUACUUCUGAGCCUCACGCCGCUGCCAGACGAGCACCGCAUGAACGCAAACGUGGCCGAGCAGCCUCCUGUACCGUCGCUGCUACUGACGUCGCCGUCAUCACAGACGAAGCCCCUCCUCGUCGUCCCACCGCCUGUGAUGCAGACAAAUGGUACAGGACCCUUUCCUUCCGCUACACUCGUGCCUCGUAACAGUUUUAGUUCCUCGUCUGAUAACAACAAACUGGCGUACCUCAUCCUGCUUAGACUUGAUGCAUGGAUGCCCAGUGAAGGGAGUGUUUCUACUGCCACGUCUGCCGCACCAACAACUCAUGCGGCGUUCUUCCCUGCUGAUUUCAAUAACAGUUCCUCCCCGCCUCUUGCUGUUCCUUGUCCGUGUGACUCUUCUAGCAUACAAGUGUCAGUGCCAUCCGAGUCCUGUGCUGAAUCUCACGCCGGCGUCGGUGCCGCCAAGAAGUUUUCCCGCAAGCUCCCCUGGAGAGGCCCUGUCGUGCGACUCCAGCCCACGGCUGCUGCCACCAUUGCACUUUCCUCUCUUCAGACAUGCGAUGCUGUGGCCAUUAGCAGCAGCUCGUCUGUAGGCACCGUGCUGGGCUACCUGAGCUCGGUGCUACCCUCGCAGCUGCUGCUCCCUCUCCACGAGCGUUCUGUGCCCCACGCUGCCGUCAAUGCUGCUCUUGCUGCGCUUAAAGCUGUGUGUUUGGAGGUGUGCGGGCGGUUAGGCAAGUGUGUGACAGUCGUCGCUCAACUCUUGCAUCUCGAAGGCAACCUUGGAGAAGAGGCCACUACAGACGCUACCGCGUCCUUCAGAGCCAAGCAAGCUUCUAGCGAGCCUGGUGCUGCCCAUGAUACUCCCAGCCCGCACUCCCCCGCCUCUGCUACAAGCUCCGGCAUCACUCGAGACGUACUGCAGCAACUUUACUCCUUCGGUUUUGAGUACCACCGUGACGUAUGCCGCCUCUUCAGCAGCAGCAAUGCCAGCGAGCAGACUCGUAUUGUGUCGCAUCUCGUCUCCUUCUCACAGUCCUGGAUCAAAUUCUGCCAGCAGCACUACCCUCCUGGCAAUGGGUCCCGUCCUCGCUGGUCUGCCAAUGGGCUGGACUUUUUGUUGUAUUCGUGCAGUCCCCAGAACCUGCGUCACGUCCACAAGCAUGCGGCGCAGUCCUUCCUGAACGAAGUGCAGGAGUGUUACCAUCACGUGGUGGGGGUCGCGAAGCCUGAGGCUUCCCUGCCUUCUUCUGCUCCUAUCACGCCCAAUGCCACAAGAAGGCCUUUCAGAUCUACGUCAUCUUCUGCGAGCACCCGAAGCGCGAGCGACUCGCCGUCCACGUGGAUGCCGUACAUCGACUCUCGUCUGGGUCCUGAUUUUACUACAGCAUCGUCUGCGGCGGUGCAGUGGUCACGAGCUCAGUCAGGCCGAGGUAUGGCACGAGUGCGCAACGCUGUCGUACGUCUGGAGCAAGAGCUUCAGCAAAAGCGACAGCAGAGCAAGGCUGUGGGUCAAGUUGUCUCGCUUCCUCCGUCACAUGCAUUGGACUUGUCGCCCCAAACACGAUCCAAGACGAUUGGCUUCUCUUGGCAUCGGGGCUUCAAAAUCGGCUCGGGGCAGUUUGGCAAGGUGUACACAGCCGUUAACAACAGCACAGGAGAACUGCUGGCAGUUAAAGUGCAGCCUGUGUCACACACUGACAGGAAACUCGUCGCCAAGAUGGUCGAGGAGCUUCGCAUACUCGAGGGCUUCAGCCAUCCUAAUCUCGUCAAGUAUUACGGCAUGGAAAUACUCGAGGACGAGUUACUUUUCUUCAUGGAGUACUGCGAGGAAGGCACGCUGGAACACCUGAGCUACAGCACGGAGGUGGGACUGCCGGAGGAGAUGGUGCGCCGCUACACGAGGCAGCUCCUGGACGGGGUAGCCGCCCUGCACGACCGGGGAGUCAUCCACAGGGAUAUCAAAGGAGCGAACAUUUUCUUAACACAAGACAGCCACAAUCUUAAGUUGGGAGACUUUGGAUGCGCCGUGCGGCUGCGCGGUGACCGAACGGAAGUGGGCGAACUCGGUGGAAUAGUUGGCACCCACGCCUUCAUGGCGCCCGAAAUAUUCCAGUCCCAGGGAGGGUACGGGCGGGCAGCAGACGUGUGGUCGCUGGCGUGCGUCAUCAUUGAGAUGUGCACCGCCAAGCGCCCCUGGCCGGAGCUCAACAACAGCGCGCAGAUCAUGUUCAAGGUUGGCAUGGGCCAAAGCCCCGCGUACCCGCCGUCGCUGUCCAAGGAAGGACACGACUUCCUCAGCCGGUGCUUCGUCCACGACCCUCAGGAGCGCGCCACGGCGUCAUCGCUCCUGCACCAUCCUUUUGUCAAGGUGGAGCUUGACGAAGACAGCUACUCGUUGCCUCUGUAUUCUGGAGUUCAGAAUUACUACGCCUACAAUACUGCCUUCGAAAACUCGUCAUAGCGGCUUGUUUAUCUCUUACAAAAUGUGUUAAAUUAUUCGUAUCUCCUCUCUCUUUGAAAAUUAAUCCAGUAUUAUGUAUCUUGAUGCAAUUUCAUUGUUCUUGGUAUGUCUUUUUGACAUCUUGGUUGAAUUCUAAUUGGUCACUUCCUCUUCACUUCAAGUUUAUGCCCUGUUAUGCUGACAGUUCAAUUUUCUAAAAAUUUGUUAGGGACAUUUGUAUCUCGGCUAACGGCUUACAAAAUCUCGACGUUUCUUUUUAGUUUGAAGAAUUACCUUGGAUCUAAAAUUUUACCUCGUGACGUCCAGCUAAUGCCUAGUAGUACUGAAUUAUAACUAUAAACUUCUGCAAAAUUAUUACAUUGUUUGCAGUUCAGUCCUUAACUUUUGGUGAGAUUUACGUCGGCUUCUGAGAAGUUACUAGUUUAUUCAUACUAUCGUUCGGUAUUGGUAUUAAUAUUAGUUAUUUAUAUUCUACAGCAUUGCAAUAAAUGUGUGAGUAGAUCAUUUGAGGUCGUAAAAAUGCUUGACAACUUUC
This is a messenger RNA of Hyalella azteca, 7547 nucleotides long. RefSeq lists its product as uncharacterized. Gene Ontology annotation, molecular function: protein kinase activity; ATP binding. Gene Ontology annotation, biological process: protein phosphorylation; MAPK cascade. Bases 272 to 7012 code for a protein of 2246 amino acids. NCBI's taxonomy places the organism in Eukaryota, Metazoa, Arthropoda, Malacostraca, Amphipoda, Hyalellidae. The record is from RefSeq and is a predicted model, not a curated record. The transcript is spliced from 29 exons.